AUGAAGAUUAACCCUGAGGUACUAAACUAGGCAUUUUCCCCAAUAUGGCAGGGAAAACUGAGCUAAUGGGCUACAAUGAGCAACAUAACAGAGCCUACAAGCCAGUGACUCAGAUUUGUGUCCCAUCCACUGUGUCUGUGACAACAUGAAACUCAGCUGAAAUCAUAGCUUUUAACCAAAAUACAGCAGCUCAUGCCACGGUACACGAAAACAGGAACUAAGCAAAACUAGAUUAAGAAAAAAAAAAAGAAAAAAAAAAAAAAAAAACCCUAGUGACCUCCUUAUGAACCAUCUGUGAUUGAUUAGUCUGACUUACCAUCAUCAUCAUCAUCAAUAUCCUCAGUUGUUAAAUCUGGCCUCCAAUAAUUAUUAGUUUAAAACAGAAAUUCAUAAUGACAAGUGCCCACAUUGAUUGGCUUUGAUUUAUGCAAUGAUUUAUGUCGUUCUAUUCGUUAUUCGAGAACUGCUUUGGAUAAAACCCUAAAGAUUAAAUGUAAAUGUAGAUGUAAUUAAAUGUCUAGCCCAUCUUUCAUCCAAAUAUUUCCAAACCUCGCGAGGUUUGAAGUUGGACUCGCCGAAAGCACUGCGCGCAAGAGGUGGAUCAGACGCCGGUAGUAAACCGCGAAAACCCAAACAACAUCUCCUGUACGUGCUUGUGGAAGAACUGACAGGCAAGCGUCUGAAAGGGGGAGAGCCAACCUUUAGAAAAAAAUAUAUGCUGUUAUGACAUCAUGCUUUGUUAACCUUGACGUUCUGUUGCGAUGGAAUUUGCUGUUUUUGUAUUUGGGGUCCCAGAGGCUCCUAUGAGCCUUGAAGACACCAUGAUGGGCAUUCACAUCAAAUGUACUUGGCCAAUUCUGGCUUUUUUGUUCUUCCAACUGACAGCAGGGCAAGAUGACUUAAUUAUCUCUACUGACAAAGGCAAAGUCAGAGGACUGAGGCUUCCUGUGCCGGGAGGUUCAGGGUACGUGGGGGCCUUUCUUGGGAUCCCUUACGCCAAGCCUCCAUUGGACCUGCUUCGAUUCAAACGACCAGAGCCUGCUGAGGUGUGGAAUGGGAUACGGGAUGCCACCCAGUACUCCAAUUCCUGCUUCCAGGAACUGGAUACAUUGUACCCAGAAUUCCCUGGAGCUACCAUGUGGAAUCCCAACACCAGGAUUAGUGAAGACUGUCUGUACCUCAAUGUCUGGACUCCCUCAAUCAACCUCCAGAACCGAGUUAAACCCUUAGUCCCAGUUAUGGUGUGGAUCUAUGGUGGAGCCUUUUCCACAGGUACUGCCUCUCUGGAUGUGUACGAUGGGCGUUUCCUCAGUCAGUCCCAACAGGUGGUGGUGGUAUCCAUGAACUACAGGUUAGGGGCAUUGGGUUUCCUAUCUGUACCUGAAAGUAAGAGCAUUAAAGGAAAUGCUGGUCUGUUUGACCAGCGCCUGGCUCUAAGCUGGGUGUCAAAAAACAUUGCUGCUUUUGGGGGUGAUCCAUCCUCCGUAACCUUGUUUGGGGAGAGUGCUGGUGCUGGCUCUGUGGGACACCAUUUGCUUUCACAGGGCAGCCAUGGCCUGUUCACCCGUGCAAUUCUCCAGAGUGGCAGUCCCAAUGCCUUGUGGGCGACCGUGGAGCCAGCUCAGGCCUGGAAUCGUUCUUUAACUCUGGCUCAGCUUCUGAACUGCCCACUUUCAUCUGUUGAUGAAAUGGAGGCUUGCUUAAGAGCAGUUGAACCUGAGAAGAUAGUCAGUCUUCAAUUCAAUGUCAUUCCUCAUCCGACGAUAAUAAGUGUGCCCUUUCCGCCAACAGUGGAUGGAGAAUUUCUUUUAAACAUGCCAAAUGUCCUAAUCCAGUUAGGACAUUUUCUGAAAACAGAGGUUCUUUUGGGAUUGAACAGAGAUGAAGGGACAUACUUCCUUGUAUAUGGUGCACCUGGAUUUGGCAUCCAUAACCAGAGUCUUAUCAAUCGAGACCAGUUCCUCACAGGUGUAUCCUUGGGCCUCCCUGGUUUCAGUGACAUAGCCAGAGAGGCGGCUGCUUUUCAGUAUACUGAUUGGACAGAUGAGCAGAGCAAACCAAAAAACAGAGAGGCCCUAGGCUGGUUGGUGGGUGACUGCUAUUUUUCAUGCCCCUUACUGGAUUUUGCCCGUAUGUAUGUUGAGAAUGGUGGCAGUGCCCGAUUGUACCUCUUUAACCAUCGCUCCAGCUUCAACCCCUGGCCUCAUUGGAUGGGUGUAAUGCAUGGGGAUGAGAUCCCAUUUGUUUUUGGGAUUCCUCUGAACCAGACCUUUGGAUUCUCUAAGGAGGAGGAGGCCAUGAGCAGGAAGAUAAUGGAGCAUUGGAGCAACUUUGCUAGAAGUGGGGAUCCGAGUGUGGAGGGAGCAGAUUGGCCGCCAUUCACGCUGGAACAUCAGCAGUAUGUCACGCUUAACACUGGCCUGUCACAAACACUCCGGAUGCUCAGAGCCCAGCAGUGCAAGUUCUGGGACAGUUUCCUGCCAAAACUGCAGUGUGUCACAGUGAGUAUUGAUGAAGUGGAGUUCCAGUGGAAGUCUCAGUUCCACCGCUGGGUUUCUUACAUGGUGGACUGGAAGAAUCAAUUUAACGACUAUGCCUCUGUCAAAAAGCAACAGUGUGAAAACCUUUAAUGUCUGACCACAUUUCCCCAAAAGCAGCCCAAUGCGCUGCACUUUACUACUUCAGAAAGCCAGAGCCCAUAUGUAUAAACAGAGGAAGGAGCUUCUGUGGCUUCUAUAUCUUCACAACUUAGUGCCUUUUUGCUUCCUUCUUAAGGCCUUGUGUGGUAGAGAAUUGCUAUUUUGGGAACUCAAAAAAGGGUCAAUCUUAUCGAGGUACUGGGGUAAGUGUGUUUGCUUGACACAAGAUAAUGUCUAGGUCAUAUUUCACUAAAAAAAUAAAAUAUAAAAUUAUUCUUUGUAUGUAAAAACUGAAGCUUGUUUUAGAACCUUUCAGUUUUUUAUUCCAUUGUGACAUUAUUUUAAUGACAAUUAAGCACUUUUUAACCUCAAAUGUAAUUGUUGUAAUAUUUUAAAGUAAUUAUACAUUGUCUAAAAACAUGACAAAACAGCCUCAAUAGUAAAAGGUCCAGAUGCGUUAUACAUAUUUCACACAGAUGUUUUUGUGAGAUUCACCUCCUUAAUGGCCAAGAAAAUGAACUUGGUUUGAUUUGGUUUGGUGAUGUGUGUAACUGAGUGCCAUACUUUUAAACUAUUUAUGCAGUCUGAUUGUGUUUAAUGUGGAAUAUUUUUCAUGAUUUGCUUGAGGCUUGUUCCUUGUUUUGUUAUCAAAACUGUAAAUUUUAAUACUUUUCAUUCUAAUUAAUGUAGUUGAGUGAAUAUAUAGAAUUAAAUAUGUAUGAAAGCGGAAAUUCUGCUGAAUGAUGAAAUUGAGGAUUAAUUGAGUAUUUUUGCACAAUGGUUCCUUCAAACAGCAAUAAACUGCAGUAUUUACACGGCACAA
Molecule: messenger RNA, 3462 nt
Organism: Ctenopharyngodon idella (grass carp)
Lineage: Eukaryota; Metazoa; Chordata; Actinopteri; Cypriniformes; Xenocyprididae
Product: cholinesterase-like
Exons: 5
Coding region: 762-2630 (622 amino acids)
Biological process (GO): acetylcholine catabolic process; choline metabolic process
Cellular component (GO): plasma membrane
Molecular function (GO): acetylcholinesterase activity
Source: RefSeq, a predicted model, not a curated record